Molecule: messenger RNA, 9591 nt
Organism: Triplophysa dalaica
Lineage: Eukaryota; Metazoa; Chordata; Actinopteri; Cypriniformes; Nemacheilidae
Gene: myo16
Product: myosin XVI
Exons: 35
Coding region: 205-5952 (1915 amino acids)
Biological process (GO): neuron projection morphogenesis; phosphatidylinositol 3-kinase/protein kinase B signal transduction; negative regulation of G1/S transition of mitotic cell cycle
Cellular component (GO): nucleoplasm; myosin complex; perinuclear region of cytoplasm
Molecular function (GO): protein phosphatase binding; actin filament binding; ATP binding
Source: RefSeq, a predicted model, not a curated record
GACCGGUACAGUCACCUCACCGCUCACCUACAGCUCGUUUUUUACUACAAGCACAGCCGUCUGUCUGCAACCUGAGCAGCCUUUAAUAAUGCACGGGGAGGUAAACCGAAUAUCAGCGCCUGGGCACUGAAUUAUGUAUCUUACCGGUUACUACAGCACCGUACCGGAGAACAGGAACCUGCAGCUGUCUGAUCGGCGGAGAAAAUGUCACACUAUCAUUUCAUCAAAUGCUGUUGUUUUCAGCUAUGUAACGUGUUCAGGCAGAACAUGGAGAUAGACCAGUGUCUGCUGGAGUCUCUGCCGUUGGGCCAGCGUCAGAGGCUGGUCAGGCGCAUGCGGUGCGAGCAGCUGCGGCUCUACUAUGAGCGAGAGCGGACGCUGCAGAAGCAGAGCCUCCCCAAGCCCCGGUCCUUCCACCGCAAAAAACAGAGGGUCAGCUUUAUGCCUCCAGAAGUCAUCCAGGACGCCAUCAUACGACACGAUGAUAAAGAGGUGUUACGGCUGCUGAAGGACGGAGUUGACCUGAACAUGAUUAUUUCCUCUGGAGGAUCUUUGCUCCAUCUGUGCGCCCGCCAUGACAAUGUGUUUGCAGCAGAGGUUCUGAUAGAGAAAGGACUGAACGUGAACCUGCAGGAUGAAGACCUCUGGACCGCCCUGCAUGUGGCCUGUGCAUGUGAUCAUGCUGAUAUGGUGUUACUGCUAUUGCUGGCCGGUGUCAAUGUGCUCCUUCAAGACGUGAACGGGAACAUUCCACUUGAUUAUACCACUGAGGGGACGGAAACCAGCUACAUCCUCAUCAGACACCUGGAGGAAAAUGGAGUGGACAUGAGCUCUAUGCAUCAGAUGAAGACCCAGCGGUCGUCCACCAUGCUCUCUGACGUGAAGCAGCUGGUCAGCAGCGGGGGCAGCGUCAAUCAACACAACGACGACGGGGUGUCGCUGCUGCACAUUGCUUGUGCCAGCGGUUAUAAGGAGGUGGUGUCUGUGUUGCUGGAGAACGGUGCAGAUGUGCAGGUGUCUGACAGCAGCUAUUGGACCCCAUUACAUCUGGCCGCCAAAUACGGGCAGACCCACAUUGUGAGCCGGCUGUUGAAACAUAAAGCAGAUCCCACUCUUCUGAACUGCAACCAGGACAAGCCCUCAGAUAUAGCUGCAACAGAGCAGAUUGCAGAGAUGCUGUUGAGAGCAGAGGAAUUCUGGGUACAGAGACAGACAGACCCCUUAGCCUCGCCUACAUCAGACGAGAGCUACACGGAAGCCAACCAGGACAGCAGCCUGCCUGUCAAAAAACUGGCGACUAUGGUUCUACCCAUUUCAAGGAGGGACAGUUUGUUGGAGAAGGAGGCGAUGUUCAGGGAUACAGGAGGAGCAUUGACCAGACAACCUUCACUUGAUAAUGGGCUUGAUGGAGCGGUUCCCAGCACAGGAGGAAAACUGGAGCAGGUGAAACUAAUGCCCCCUGCUCCUAAUGAUGACCUCGCAUCCCUCAGCGAGCUCACGGACAGCAGCCUGUUGUAUGAGAUGCAGAAACGCUUCGCCAACGACCAGAUAUAUACCUACAUUGGACACAUUCUUCUCCUCAUCAACCCUUACAAGGACCUGCCUAUCUACUCUAAUCUCGUCAGUCAGUUGUAUCUGAGCUCCAGUGGACGUCUCUGUUCCUCUCUCCCGCCUCAUAUCUUCUCCUCAGCUGAACGUGCUUAUCACAUGAUGCUUCAGGAGAGACGCCCGCAGUGUUUCAUCAUCAGUGGAGAGAGUGGUUCUGGGAAAUCUAUGGCCUGUAAACACAUCCUGAAGCACCAGUCUGCCCGCUCAAGUUCCAAAGGCUUCGCUUUAGAACCACGCAUGAAGCAUGUAAAUGCCAUCUUGGAAGCUUUUGGCCACGCUAAGACUCCGAUGAACUCCUCUGCAAGCCGGUUUAUAAAGUUAAUCUCAUUACAGUACUGUGAGAGAAGAAAAACUCUACUCAGAGCUCGUCUCUAUACAUAUAUGCUGGAAAAGUCAAGGGUCAUCUGCACACGGCCACAUCAGCAGAACUUUAACAUCUUCUACUUGAUGGCUGAAGGACUUUCAGCUGAGGAGAAGAGUAAUCUGUAUCUCAACAAUCUCCUGGCACAUAGAUAUUUGAGCACAGCGGCUCCAGAUGAAACUCCUGCGGUCGCUACGUCAUGUCCUCAGAGCAGAGAGAAGCUCUUGGCUCUUAAACAGGCUUUGCGUGCCCUCGGCUUCAACAGACUGGAGGUGGAGAAUUUGUUUGUGGUCCUCUCCGCGCUGCUGCAUUUGGGAGAUCUGCGCUUCACCGCCCUCACAGACGCUGACACUGCGUUUCCGUCCGACUUACAGAUGCUGGAUAGAGUUGCUGGGAUGCUACAGGUGAACUCUGAAGAUCUAGGCUCCGCCCUCACCUCUGACGUGCAGUACUUUAAAGGUGAUGUCAUAACAAGGCGCCACACGGUGGAAAUGUCCAACUGUCUCAGAGACCUCCUGGCCAAAGCUCUGUACGGACGACUCUUCAGCUUCUUGGUCAAUAACAUUAACUUUUAUCUCCAAGGCCAGGAAGAAAACAUUGGAGAUCCUGCGCUUGAGAUAAGCAUUCUCGACAUCUUUGGCUUUGAGGAAUUCCAGAGGAAUGGAUACGAACAGUUGUGCAUUAACAUGGUGAAUGAGCGGAUUAAGAAGCACACCACAGAGGUCCUCUUCCAGUAUGAGCAACAGGAAUGUCUGCAGGAGGGGGUUGCCAUGGAGACGAUACGCUCCCUCGGCAACCAGCCAGCGGUUCUGGACUUCUUCUUCCAGAAGCCUCAGGGCGUGCUAUGCAUCAUUGAUGAGGAGAGUCAAUCCCUCCGACCGUGUGAAAUCAACCUUUAUAAGCGUCUGCAGAUGCAGCUGGAUUCCUCCUGCACUGACUGCAUUUCCCUCACAACCAAAGAUGGCAACGGGAACCCCCCACCCAAAGAUCAGGGGCCAUCGUUUACCGUCACUCAUUACGCCGGCAAGAUGACCUACGACCUGACCGGCUCGCUGGAGAGGAACAGGGAUGUUCUGCCACAAAACAUUCAGUUCGUUAUGAAAUCUAGUGAGAAUGUGCUCGUCCAUCAAAUGUUCCAGUGUAAGCUGACUCAGACGGGCUCCCUGGUUCCACAGCACCAGCGACUGAGGCUUCGUGGGCCCAAAGGCACGAUGCUUAACAAGAGUGCUACGCUUAACCCUGCCAGAGACGCCAAGAAAUAUGUGGAGCUUAAUAAGCUCCUGAAGAAGAAGGGAGCGACGUCCUUCCUCCAGAAGCUGGAGCGUUGUGGACCGGUUACUGUGGCAGUUCAGCUGAGGAACUCUCUAUCUGAGAUCACCAGUAAACUGCAAGCCUGCACACCCCAUUUCGUUCAGUGCGUGAGGCCUAACAGCUUCGGAAAGCCUGAUGUCUUUGACAGCUUCCACGUCUCCUCUCAGCUCCAGUAUGUCGGGGUUCUGGAGAUGGUCCGCAUGAUCCGCUACGGAUACCCGGUCCGGCUUUCUUUCACAAAGUUCCUGAGCAGAUACAGAGAGCUGGUGGACACCAUCCUCACGGAAAAGAAGAAGAUGUGUGCGGAGGAGAAGUGCCGGCACAUCCUGCAGCAUUGUAAACUCCGGGGCUGGCAGAUGGGUAACAGUAAGGUUUUCUUGAGAUACUGGGAGGCCGAUCACCUAAAUGAUCGCUGCCAUCAACUCCAGAGGAAGAUCAUCAUGUGUCAGAAAGUGGUUCGUGGAUGGUUGGCCAGGCAGCAUGCCCGUCACAGGCUCACCUCUCGGACACAGGAGAAGUGCAGCGUGCAAAGGUUCCUGCAGGGAGCGGAAGACUUGGGCAUGCGUGUUUACGACAGCCUGGUCAUCCAGAACGCAGCUGAUAUCGCACGGGAGAACGAUCGCCUGCGGGGUCACAUCAGCGCACCGCCUCUGGGCGAGCGCCCCGAACCCGUUGGGAAAGAAGAAGACUCGCCUAAGAGGAUCGUCGAAAAAAGCGGUAGGGUAACUGAUGGAGCGGGCCGUGGGGGAGGCCGACCACUCCGACAUUUCCGCUCCAGCUCUGUACCGCUCCCCCUGGUAAUGGACAGCUUGGUACAUUCCAGCAUUGGGACAUCAAUCAAAGCGGCCCUUCAGCCUGCGCCACACUCCAUUGAAGAGGGGAGUGGGGGAAGCAUGUCCUCGCCACGAAAACAACCUCCUCCCAAACCGAAACGAGACCCUAAUACACGUCUGAGCGCUUCGUAUGAGGCUGUGAGCGCAGGGCUGAGUAUAGCACCUAAAGACAGCCCUGCUGACGGCCAGGCCUCUCCGUCUGGAAGCCCACCCAAAACUCAACUUUCUCCUUCUGAUCCGCUGUCCAAGCCACGCCCUCACAGCGAUGACUAUAGCACCAUGAAGAAAAUCCCACCCCCAAAACCCAAACGCAGCCCCAACACCAAACUGACUGGCUCCUACGAGGAGAUUUCGAUACCUUUCCCUGCACGCCCGACGGACAUGAAGCUGUUCAGUUUGGCACGAGGCGGCCACUGCUUGGGCCUCAUCCAGCGAGCAGCGUCUGUGGAUGGCCCUCACUCUUCUGUGCUAAGCCUCUACCCCUGUCAGGAUGAGGAGGACGUGUACAUUGAGAUGGUGGGGGCCUCGCGGUCCCUCGGCUUGGCCAACUCUCAGAGCCCAGACCUGAGUGAGGCCGUCUAUGAGGAAAUGAAGUACUUCCCAUCUGACGAUGUGGGCACAGCUCCGGUCGUCAUGCCCGAAGCCGUCAAACUCGCUCCCCCACCUGCCCCAGUGAUGGAAGCCAAGAGGCCCAUGACCCUAAUGGAGCCCCCCAGUACACUGCUGGGAAAGCAACAGGUCAAAGAUGGGACGUGUGACAUUCCAGCUCCAUUCCCUAAUCUCCUUCCACACCGGCCCCCGCUGUUGGUCUUUCCCCCGUCCCCUGUAACCUGCUCACCCGCCUCGGACGAGUCCCCCCUCACCCCUCUGGAGGUGAAGAAGCUCCCGGUGUUUGAGACCAACCUCAAUUACACCAGCCAAGAUGGAGGCAGCCCACUCUCACCCCAGUACGCCCGCCAAAGGGCCGACUCGUCCCCGAGCCUGUCCAUCUUAAUGCCAGACAAAUCAACACCGCCCUUGACUCCUCCUGCCCUUCCACCACCUCCCGCAGCACUCCCACCUCCCUACCGGCCCCCUUCUCAUUUUCCUUUCCCCCCUGAGCCAGGCUUCCUUACUCACACCCGUGCAGCAUCUGUAGCCAGCACAGAUUCACCCAAAGUUCCGCAUAAAACCGGGCACAGUCUGACAGAGACUCCCCCGAAUAGCGCAAAGCCUCCCUACUCCCCAGUAAAGACCUCACGUCCAGAACCCCGCAGAGCACACUCAUGUUCCUCCUCUCCUCUGCUCUUUAACCCGGCCAAUGGGCGAUCCCUCACCAGCCCCCUGGAUGAGCUGAACACACUCUUCAGCACAGGCCGCACCCUUCUCCGUAAAUCCACCACAGGAAGAAAAAUCAGAGAUAGCGGACUCUCAAAUUCCAACAUAAACCUGCCGGGUCGAGAGGAUCAGGGACCCACCUCUCCGUCACCGCAGUUACAGGACAAAAACGCCAACAACCACACCUCUUCUAACUCUUCAAACCCUGCUCCCGUUGAGAACGGCAACCAGAUCUCUAAUGGUAAUGGCGCACAAGGGAUGUUGGAAGACGAGGGGCAUCCAAAGUCAAAUGCAUCCAGCACCUCUGUGAUGCACAGACACAUGGACAGCCAUCACACUCAGGUGAGCCAGAGGACACGUGCGGGUGGAGAUCAUCGGGCCACUCUGCAGGAUUUAUUACGUUGGCGGAGAAGUGUUUGUGAUGGCCGACCAGACUGGCAGAACGCUUGGAUCCACACAAACACCUCACCCACCCUAACUUUGAAGAACAAGACGUCCAUGACCAAGAAAGCAUCGUCCUAAAGAUUGUGAUGUUCCUGAGUCAAACAUCAAGUAUCCUGACCCAACUCUUUUGGCCCGAUGACCCUUUUUACGUUAAACACUUGUCCUUCUGUAUGAAGGCCCAGAUUCUGAACUCAGGUAAGAAGGGCAUCCUAAUGAGAUGGACUUGCUAAUUUUCCUCUACCCAUUGUCCUCUAUUUACUUCAUUUGAGAGCAUGAAGAGAUCCAUGGAAACACAAUUGCUCCAACUUUCCACUCAAACUAAAGGCCAACUGGACCAAAACCAAGAGGCUCUAAGUCUAUUACCACGAUCAUCACAGGGCAGCCAAAAGAGGCACGGCUAUUUAUCCCAUUUACGAUGUCCUAAAUGUUGUUAUGUUUGUAAGAUCUGAUCUCGUAGCCUUGAUCGAGCUAAUCUCAUGGCUGUGCAAACAUCUAUUUCCUGUUCUCUGCUACCAUGUGCUAGUCUAAGUCUACAUGGUUUGUCAUAUUUUAGUUGAAACUCUGGUGCUGCUCAUUUCACAUGUGAUUGUCCUAGCCUGGGUUGGGAAAAAAGUGCCAGUUCUCUCUCAACUCAAGCACUGAAAGGCACAUGGUUGUGACGGACAGCCUUAAAGUUUACAAGACUUUGUUUGUUGACCUCAGAGGUCUAGCCUUGUGUCCUUCAGGUUCAGAGAAGCAGCUACACCUCAUGCUUUUCAGGUGCUUUGGUUACCCUCCAUCAGAGGUGGCAACCAUCACACACAGGUUGUGACCUUAAGAAGAGGUCAGGGUUCAGGGAAAUAACCAGUGACAUCCCAGGUUCAUGACAUUUCCACCAGCUUCUGGAAUACAUCCAUCUGUGGUAAGAUUUGCACACUUUAGGCCAAUACAGACACGUGAUUACAACUUGAUCAACUUGUUGUUCUGUUGACAACCUUGGAAUGCAUAAAGCUGCAUUUAUCUAAUGGUUAAGGAGCACAAUUCUUCAAAUACACCUGGAAACCGAACAGUCAUUACUAAUGGGAGUUACUGCCAAUUUGACCCAGAAACCUCUACAGUAUCUCCCGCAUUAAGGAUUUUUGGACUUUUCUUCAAAGGUGCUCGUGCAAGAAUGCUGGGAAAUGUGGAUAACAUGAACACAUGCCUCGUAGAAGAUUCAGACAGUCCAUCUUUCUCAAUGUUCCACAUGUGUGAAAGAACACAGACCGCCAAACCGAAUUCUCAAGAGUCGUGGGAAAUUUGGUUUGUACAUACAGUGGGCACAUGCAGAAUAAAUAUGGAGAAUAAAUAUUUUUGGACAUAUUUUGCACCAGAUGAAUCAACAAAAAACAGCCAUGUACCUGACAGGCAUCUUUUUUUCUUUUUUUGAGAAUGAACAGCGCUUGGUGCUUCACGUGUACUGGUUAUCUUAACUAUGAUUGAACUGGUAAUAUACAGGUUGUGAAGGCAGAAUGUAUUAUGAGUAUAUUGACAUAUUGUUGUCUAUAUAUUGAAAAGAGAUGCUCGAGGAUGACUGCAGAGACAGAAAUACUAAGGGGGUUAAUUUUAUAGUAUGAAAAUUCAUGAUGAACUCUAUACCCAUUCUCCAUCCCAACUAGACUGUGGUCAACAUUCAAUAUGUAUAAAAAUCUAAAAUGUACAGAAUGUUUGUGUUUGUGCAAGUAUGUUUGAGUUGCACUUUUGGCUCUUUUGUUUAAGCUUCAUGAAACUGAGCGUGUGCUUAUUCUGAAGGUUGUGUCCUAUCUAAAAAAGGGGAUAUACGAUCUGACAUUGUAUAGCAGUGAUACAGCUUCUAAAAAGAGCCCAUGCUGAAAUAAUGACUGACCCAAUACACAUCCCAAUACAUGUCAUGUCUCUUUAAAAAAAUUAAUGUACAUGCCUGUUAUAUACAUAUUACAUCUUCAAAUUUGGAAAAAAAUUGACAACAUAUAAUGCCAGGUGUGUUUAUUGAUUGUAUCGAUGCAGUUUAUUCAAGUAAUUUAUGUUCAAUGUGAAACAGUGUCAUUCAAAUGUAUGACAUAGAUUUGUUUUUAAAGCUGAAGUGUGUAAUACGUUGCACCUCUGGCCUCACCAAAAGAAAUGUUGAAAAGUUAGAAAACAAGGUCAAACAUUUCCACCAGGUUUUCCACUGUCGGUUAUUGGUUGAAACAGGUAGUCGGGCCCCAAACUCAAGGCUAUUGGAUAAGUCAAUGUCAGGCUAGUUGGGAUAUUCCAACCUGAUCUUAUGAGAAUUAUAAACUCUUUUACGAGAAGGCUCAGGAUUGCGAGAAAGAAAAUCCUGAAAUUCUGCCCCUAACGCCACUAGCACGAAAGCAAAUCGUAUUUAACUGUACGAAGGAGAUUUUGAAUUCAUACGAAUUAGCCACAUAAUAAAAUAGUUACGUUUUUGUCGUGAGAUCUUGUUGGAUAUUCGGUAGGGCAAUGUUUUAACAUGUUUUGGAAGUAAACCUACCAAUGGUUGCCUGAAGUUGUCUCUGCACAUGAAAGGAUAAACAAACACAUUUUGACAUUGAAAAACAUAUACACUUCAGCUUUAGAUUUGUUGAAAUGUUUUGCUGCGAGCAUGCACAAGUUACACUGUAGGUCUUCUGACGGUACAGAAUCCCCCAUUCAAACCCAGAGUUCACUUUGCGGAUAUAAACCAUUUAACACAAUUUCCAAAUCACUGUAGUAGUAUUUAGGGUGUUGUGGCUUAUGUUCCAUAGCUGUCAUUUAACAUAACUACACCUAUGUUACCCGUGUAAUGUGACUAUUUUCCAUUCAGCCAUUCCAUUGGAUGUAUCAUUUACUGCUGUGUAGUCCUGCAGAUCAGAGACUCAAAAUCACUGUGCAGUUUUAUCUCAUUCAGGCCAGUGCUGGUGGACACCAGGACACAUUCUUUGGGUUCAGUUCACAGUUUUAGGGAUUUCAGUCUGCUUGACAUCACCAUUGCUUAACAGGGUUAAUAAUGCUAGUAUCUAAAAUGUUUGUUUAUUUAUAGAAAAAUAAUUAUUUUUUAAUGUGUAGUAUUGGCUCGUCGUCAAUACUAUAAGCAGAAUGAGACUGAAAAGAAUUGUACAGUAUGAACUCACUUUUUUACCUUGUUAUUGAAAAAAAGGGAACGUAUGUUAACGCAUGAAACUCUCUUAGCUCCACAUCCGUGGCGUCUGUCGGGUUUUUGUGCUUAGUCUGCUUUGUUGUGGAGUUAUAGACAUCAUUCAUUCAUACCUGGUGCCGUGGAACCAUCCAAACACCCUCGCUAAACAAUUUAUGUUCAAGUGACGUGAUGACAACUUCCUCCCAACCCCCAGCUCAGUCCCAUCGUAAUAGGCUGUUUUAUUUUUCUUGUUUUGGUGGCAAAACAGAGACAACCGAUAUGGUUCAUCCGAGCACAAUACAUGGAGAUUGUGGAGAACAUUUAUCUUAGAGAUGAAAAUAAACUCAUCCUGCGCUUGCCCAGAUACAUGGAGCUCGACAGAAUGUUAAAUUAACUUGGCUGUUGCUGUCUUUUGUAGUCAAUGUGUUUGUUUUUAUCACAAAAAAAUCGGAUAAUUCUGUACAUUAUAAUAAUGCCUAAUACUUCAAUACGUGUGUUUGAGGGGAAAGAAAAAAAAUGUAAGUCUUGGUACCUUAUUUUGUUUUCGAAAUGUUUUAUAAAAUUCCUGUACAGCAAUAAAGCACAACAGUGUCGGUCUACUG